Messenger RNA from Colletotrichum godetiae, 246 nucleotides. RefSeq lists its product as uncharacterized. The record is from RefSeq and is a predicted model, not a curated record. NCBI's taxonomy places the organism in Eukaryota, Fungi, Ascomycota, Sordariomycetes, Glomerellales, Glomerellaceae. The annotation marks the transcript as partial. The transcript has a single exon. Gene Ontology annotation, biological process: regulation of DNA-templated transcription. Gene Ontology annotation, molecular function: DNA-binding transcription factor activity.
CAGAAAAAGGGCCCAUAUCGCGUCAAGAACCACGCCGCUGCGAAACGAUGCCGAGAAAAGGCAAAGCGAUACGAGAUCAAUCUCGCUGCUAGGGAGAUGCAGGCGAUGCAAGAUCGGAUGUAUGUUCAGGCUCAUGUAAUAGCGUUAAAGACCGAGGUGCUUUCGCUGAGAGAUCAGAUCUUGGAGCACAGCAAUUGCAGGUGUGACAUGAUACAACGGUACAUCGCCAGAACUGCCAAUACCAUC